AUGUUGCCAUCACAACCACAAGUUCCAGAAAUUGGUAGCAAAUUCCAAACAAUAGAAAGUUUCAAGAAAACUGCUCAACAAGUUGCUAAAGCAGCAGGUUUGUGUCAUCAUCAAAAAUGUCACAUGAUGAAAAAGCGUCAAGGCUGUCCUGUUGCUUUGUAUGCUGUUUUGAAUGAGAAAGCCGGUGUUUGGAUAGUACGAUCUUAUAAAAAUCAGCAUUCUCAUGAACUCUUUCUUCUAUCACAAUCAGUUGCUGAUGUGGUACAAUGGAAGCAUGAUACUAUGUAUAUGAAAGAUAUUGUUAAUGAACAUGAUAGAAUUAGAAAUGCUCUGAAUGAAGGCUCAAAUAAUGAUACAACUAUGUGGCUUUUGCAGAUGUUAGAAGAAUGCCAGUACAUAGUUCACCAUCUAUUAUCAAAAGAUGCUGCGUGUCAUGCUGCUAUAUGUCUGAAGGUGCUAAUCGUUGAUGCAACUUAUAAAACAAAUUUGUACAAGCUUCCUUUAAUAAAUUCUGUUGGUGUUAAUAAUAUUGGCAAAGCAAAAUCCCUUAAUACAUACCAAAUCGCAAUGGCAUAG
Molecule: messenger RNA, 576 nt
Organism: Cetraspora pellucida
Lineage: Eukaryota; Fungi; Glomeromycota; Glomeromycetes; Diversisporales; Gigasporaceae
Source: the annotation of a GenBank genome assembly